AUGAAGUCUUUUGAGACCGGACUACGCGAUGAUAUUCUUGCUGCUAAUUUACGGCCACUGCUGCGUUUACCCGAACUGACAGACGAGGAUUUAAUGAAACACGUAAAUGAACUUGCCUGUCAUCAAGCGGAAAGGCAAAAUAAGCUUGCCUGUGAGCGACGUGCCAGAAUUAACGCGUGUGACGUCGAAGAAUCGGAGCCAAAACAACAGAAAUUCAAGGAGGGAAACAAACAAAUACUCGCUGAAAUUCGCGAAAUACGAUAUGAGCUCGAAAACUUGAAACAGCACCAACUCAAAGCAGGAGGUAGUCGAGUAUUACCAGACCAAAGUCGUACCAAGUCACCACGAUACCGUGGUAGGGGGUGUCAAGCGUGCAAAGAGAAGAGACUCGGCGCAACGUCCUCACACUGUUUCGCGUGUGGAAAAUAUGGCCACAUUGCAUCCGAAUGCAACAAAAACAUGGCGGAGAAUUCGGGAAACGAGAGACGGCUAUCCCGCGGUCGGGACAGAGAGUAG
Messenger RNA from Paramuricea clavata, 516 nucleotides. The record is from the annotation of a GenBank genome assembly. Lineage: Eukaryota; Metazoa; Cnidaria; Anthozoa; Malacalcyonacea; Plexauridae.